Molecule: messenger RNA, 2448 nt
Organism: Catharus ustulatus (Swainson's thrush)
Lineage: Eukaryota; Metazoa; Chordata; Aves; Passeriformes; Turdidae
Gene: SCYL1
Product: SCY1 like pseudokinase 1
Biological process (GO): protein phosphorylation
Molecular function (GO): protein kinase activity; protein binding; ATP binding
Source: RefSeq, a predicted model, not a curated record
CCGGGACCCCCUCGGACCCCCGGGACCCGCCGGGACCCCCGGGCCCGGCCCCGCCAUGUGGCUCUUCUCCCGGGACCCGGUGCGGGAUUUCCCCUUCGAGCUGGGCCCGCCCGAUGCGGAUCCCGACGCGGACCCGCUCCCGGACCCCGCGGCACCGGCCCCGCUCUGGCGGCUGCUGCGGGGGCGCCGCAAGGCCGAUGGCGCUCCGGUGUCGGUGUUCGCGCACAGCCUGGGCCCGGGGGGCGACCCCGGGGCCACCGCCCUGGCCCGGGCGGGGCUGAAGCGGCUCCGCAGCCUCCGACACCCCAACAUCCUGGGGUACCUGGACAGCCUGGAGACGGAGCAGUGCCUGUACCUGGUGACAGCCGUGACCCCCCUGCGGCGACACCUGCGGCUGCACCCCCCGAGCGGGGACGUGGGCGAGCAGGAGGUGGCCUGGGGCUGCAGAGAGCUGCUGACGGCGCUGGCCUCGGGGGCCUCGGGGCUGGUUCACCACGCGCUGGGACUCGACGCCGUCUUCGUGGACCCCGGGGGGGAGUGGACUGGGGGGCUCGAGCGGGUGGCUCCCAGCAGCGAGGGGACCCCCACCCGCCCCCCCAGCGACCCCCCCGGCCCCAGGACCCCCGAGCUCAGCGACCCCUCCCGAGGGCAGGGGGACCCCUGGGCAGGGGACAUGUGGCGCCUGGGCUGCCUCAUCUGGGAGGUUUUCAAUGGGCCCCUCCCCCGGCCGGGGGCUCUGCGCAGCUUUGGCAAGGUCAGGACCCCACUGAUCCCGCCCUUCUCGGAGCUGGUGGCCGCGGAUCCGGGGGCUCGGCCGGGCCCGGGGCCGCUCCUGGAGCGGCUGCAGCGCCCGGGAGCCUUCCUGGCCUGUGGCCUGGUGCGCACAGGGCUCUUCCUCGAGCAGUUCCAGGUCCAGGAGCCGGAGCGCCGGGCGUUCCUGCAGGAGCUGCCCCCGCGCUUGGAGUCGCUGCCGGGGCCGUUCCGGAGGCACAAGCUGCUGCCGAGGCUGCUCGAGGCCCUGGAGCUGGGCAGUGCUGAUGCCAGUGCCCUGCCCCCCCUGCUGCAGGUGGCGAAGGUCCUGGACCCCCCCGAGUACCAGGAGCGAAUCGUCCCCGUCCUCGUCCGGCUCUUCUCGUCCCUGAGCGGGGCCUGCGCCUGCGCGCUGCUGCAGCUGCUCGAGGAGUUCAUCGAGUUCCUGCCCGAGGCCACCGUGGAUUCCCAAAUCUUCCCCCACGUCGCCCACGGGUUCCUGGACUCCAACCCGGCCAUCCGCGAGCAGACGGUCAAGUCCAUGGUGCUGCUGGCGCCCAAGCUGGGGGAGGGGCGCAGGGGGGGGGAGCUGCCCCGGCUGCUGCUGAAGGUGCAGGGGGGGGACGCGCUGGGACCCCUGCGCUGCAACGCCACGUUGUGCCUGGGCCGGCUGGCGCCUCACCUGCCCGUCCAGACCCGCCGGCGGGUUUUGGCCCCCGCCCUGGCCAGGGCCACCCGGGACCCCUUCCCCCCCCGCGCCGCCGCCGUCGCCGCCUUCGCCGCCACCCACGGCUGCUACUCCCCCUCCGAGGUGGCGGGGAGGGUCCUGCCCCUGUGCGCCCUCACCGUGGACCCCCACCCCGAUGUCCGGCAGCAGGCGUUCCGGGCCAUUCGCAGCUUCCUGGAGCAGCUGGAGGCGGCGGCCGAGGCCGGGGGGGCUCCGGAGGGCGGGGGGCUGGGGGUCUCUCUCCCCGUGACCCCCUCCCCUCUCUCUCCAUCCCGCAGACCCCCCCAGCGCUGGCGGCCCUGGCCGGGGGGGGCCGCGGGGGGGGGGCUGGGGGCUGCCGUGUCCUGGGCUGUCACCGGUGUCACCUCGCUGACGGCGCGGCUGAUGGGGGGCGAGGGGGGGGGCGGCGCCUGUGCAGCCCCCUCCCCCUCCCCCCCACCUCAGGGACCCCCGCAGACCCCGGCCCAGAGCCCCAAAGAGCCCCCCCCCGAGGCGAAGCCCCCCGAGGAGCCCCCCCUGGAAGAGGCCGAUGGGUGGGACGAUGACUGGGGCAGUCUGGAGGAUAUGGAGCUGCCCCGGAGCCCCCCCGCCAGCAGCCCCGAGGAAUUGGGGACCCCCCCGAAACCCCCCGGCCCCUCCCCCACAGAGCCCCCCCCCAGCGCCCCUCCCCCAGCCGGGGGGGGUGAUGAGGGGGGGUGGGGGGUGGGGGGCGAGUGGGGAACUGAGGAUGCCUGGGAGGCCCUGCCCAGCCAGCACGCGAGCUCCGUGUCGCCCUCAGGGCCGCCCCCGGGCCGGCGGCAGCGGGAGCAGCAGCGGCGCCGCGAGCUCGAGGCCAAGCGCCGGGCGGGUCCCCGGGGCCCCCCCAAACUGGGGGCGCGGAAACUCGACUGAGAAUGAAGGGAGGGUGGUCCUGGAGGAGGGGAGGGGGGGAAAAUCCCGGGUUGUUUGUUGUUUGUUUGUUUGUUUUUUUU